Molecule: messenger RNA, 664 nt
Organism: Gekko japonicus
Lineage: Eukaryota; Metazoa; Chordata; Lepidosauria; Squamata; Gekkonidae
Gene: GABARAPL2
Product: GABA(A) receptor-associated protein like 2
Exons: 2
Biological process (GO): autophagosome assembly; cellular response to nitrogen starvation; macroautophagy
Cellular component (GO): autophagosome; cytosol; autophagosome membrane
Molecular function (GO): ubiquitin protein ligase binding
Source: RefSeq, a predicted model, not a curated record
GCGCAGGUGAUCGUGGAGAAGGUGUCGGGCUCGCAGAUCGUGGACAUCGACAAGCGGAAGUACCUGGUGCCCUCCGACAUCACCGUGGCCCAGUUCAUGUGGAUCAUCCGCAAGAGGAUCCAGCUGCCCUCCGAGAAGGCCAUCUUCCUCUUCGUGGACAAGACCGUCCCCCAGUCCAGCCUGACUAUGGGGCAGCUGUAUGAAAAGGAAAAGGACGAGGAUGGAUUCUUGUAUGUGGCCUACAGUGGAGAAAACACGUUUGGUGUCUGACGGCAUCUCCCCUCCUUCGCCUCUUGUAAAUAGCCUGUGGUUUGUGAUCAUGACUCUCCCAUGGCUCAUCCUGCAUCCGUCACUGGGUUGAUCUAAUAUAGAUUUUGGUUUGUUAGACUAGUAAUUUAUAAGAGGUUUUUUCCUGUUGCCCAUUAAGUCCAUAGCCUCCCUUCCUGAGAAACAUUUCAUGGCAUCAUUGUUUAAAUAUUGAAGCAAAGUGGUUGAAAGUGGGAGAGGGGGAUGAAAUGUAUGUUUGGUUAAUUAUUAUUUAAUAACAAGGGAGCUUCUAGGUUAUUCUCAGCAGUAUCAAGAUACUGAUAUGUUGAUGUUGGCUUAUAUGUUCCUCUUGGUGAAUUCCGCUAGAGGAAGCGAUAAUUAAAUCUUAUCUCACAAA